Panicum virgatum (switchgrass) is the source of this 6178-nucleotide messenger RNA. RefSeq lists its product as uncharacterized. The record is from RefSeq and is a predicted model, not a curated record. The transcript is spliced from 11 exons. Lineage: Eukaryota; Viridiplantae; Streptophyta; Magnoliopsida; Poales; Poaceae. The coding region runs from base 4156 to 5178 and encodes 340 amino acids.
GUGGACCACGCCGCCGCCCGCAGGCAGUGCCACCGUGACGCCGUCCCCGUCACGGAUUCCCCACGGGCGCGAUGCCCGACGCCGCGGCGGCCGUCCUCCCCGCCGUGGAUCCCCCACGCACGGCGCGCACGACUUUGGCCGCGCCGCCGUGACUACCGUCGUUCCCGACGGCCCGCGCGCGACUCCUGCAUCCCCCAUGCGUCGGCAGCAAAGGGUGAGGGCAGAUGGAGAGAGCUCGUGAGAAGGCAAGGCGAGGGGAGGAGAAGAGCUCGUCAGAGCGCGUUCUUCAAGCGGAGGAAACGGCCCCAGAUCCGAACAGGUUCUUCUUCUCCCCCCCUUCCAAUCGACUACCCUUGGUACCUAAUCCUCCCGUAUCCAAUUGUUGUGACGUCUGACAAAAUAAUGCGCGGAGAAGAUGCAUUGGCACAUCUGCUACACGGGGAGGAGUAGCUUGUGAUUCCAUUGUGAUUUCAUUUUUCUGGGCGUCGCUGGAGGAGAGCGGCGUUGUGGUGGUCGGCGGUGGGUGACGUCCGCAAACCAACUGCAGGAUGCACUAAACAGAUUCAUUUGCUGGAGCUGGAGCCGUACCAUGGCAAUGGCCAAGAAUAACAGCCCUCUGUGCCGGAGCCGAGUCUGUAUGGGACUGUGGAGGCACAGAGGAGAUAGUUGGGAUCAAAUCGCUCCGUGGACAGGAGGAAGGGUCUUGCUAGCGAUAUACAUGUACGGCGAGCGAAAUCAAGGUGGCCAAACUGCAUUCCACUCUAUUAAAAGGCCCUGAGGCUGAGGAAGAGGGUGCUUUCUGCUCACUGAUGAAUCUCAAGGCAUGGUAAUAAUGUUUGCCUCUUACUAUCUUGUCCCUGAGGAAGAGGUAUGCAUCCAACUUAUUCUCACUCAGCUUGCUAUCUUGUCCCUGAAAUCUAUUAACUGAAUCAAUCAGGUGUUCAUAUUUUUUAACGGAAUCAAAUUAAGUGAGUUGGCCUCAUGUGUAUCCGUUUGAAUGUAUUUAUCUUGUCACUUAUAGAGGGAGAAACCACAUGCAACAAGGAAAUAAUAAAUCCUGAUGAAGCACUAAUUGGUUGGGCAAGAAUGACAUGUACUGAAAGCAAACAAUUCAUAUGUAAAAAUGACAUGUCAAUCGUCAUGAGAUUUCUGGUACAUGUAUCCUCCUAAACCAAUCAGGAUCACAUGACCAUUUUUAUGAAGUCUACUACUUGAUAUAAAUUGCAAAAUCCUAAUAUUUGUAGUGGCUCAUUUCCUGCUCCUAUAUACAAGGCUGUUGUCUUUCCUUUUUUUUCUGACAAAACCUCUCCUUUAAGGACAGUAAGCCUGCAGUAAGGUUUUGCAAUUUUCUUUCUAUGAAACAUUUUUUGCUGCUAAUAACCUUCUCUCUAAGGUGGUCAAAAGAAUUAUGGCUAGCAAGGUACAGACACAACCAUUAAAGUAAUGUUGUUAAGAGCCGAGUGAUAUGAGGAUUAAGCAUCAUCAGUCAUGUGACCUCUAUUUGGAACUGAACGAUUGACCAUCAGUUCUAAAGAUUAUUGUUUCUGGUGUGCAUCGCUAUUGUGUUAGUCUUUGUAUCCAUACUCAGUCUUGAAUCAUGAUAAUUUUAAUUGAACAUUACAUUCUAAAUCAGCUGUUCACAUGAUCUCACACUGACUAUAAAGGACAUUCUAACUAUUUUUCUUGGUAGACUCUUCUUUGUUGUAUGAGCCUGGACUAUCCAUAUUUAACAAUGCCCUUCUGUGCAUUUGUUUUCUUCAGGUUCUUUUGAGGAAUCGAGUGAUAAGUAGAGGGAGCAAGCUAAAAAGUUGGGAGUACCAGAUAUUAUUUUUGUUUCCUCCUAAUUGUGAUGAUCAUUUGCUAAUUGUGAUGACCUCUAAUAGUCUGCCAUGUCAUCAGCUUGAUCAGAUUACAGAAGCAGGGCUGUUCUUUUCCUUCCUAUGAUCUUUCUGUAUUUCCUUUCCAUAUACUAAACUGUGUCAGGUUUCCAUUGGCAGUCAUUUUGUAUACCUUGUGAGACCUAUAUAGCACCUGAUGAGAGUGCUGGUGUACUUCUUUCUUUGACCCUUUCAAGGAAGAAACUACAUGUACAUUUGAGAAGCGCGGAGCUGCUUGGACAACAUUCCUUCAUGUGGCACACCUUAGACAAGACGAAGUGGAGGAUUUAAUUUUUUGGUUGCAAGGGGCUGCACCUGAUCAAUGGCUCCACCAUAAAUCUUUGAAUUAAAUCUACUGCAUACAUGGCAUUUCGAGAAAUUGCAGGAAUUACAGAACCAGACUGAUAAUCCAUGAACAAAAGGAAAUGUUGUGCUGCUAAUCAAGUUGCCUGGUGCUUCUGCAGCUUCCUGCACGGUAGAUGUGGUCGCCCAGUCAUAUAUGCCUGUGUCAAUGGCUUGGCCAUCCAGAUUUUAAUCUCAGCUGCUCUAGCCUCCAUGUGCAAGAACACCAUGGAGGCUGUCACUUUUGUAUUGCAUCUCCAUCUCCAUCUACAUUGUACGAGGGAUGAAUUGAUGAGUAUGGAAUUCAUUUUUCCUUGGCCGAGUGUUUGUAAUCUAGAGUUUACUGGAAACCUCCUGAGUCAGCUAUGAAUAAGAUUUUUUUUUAAAAAUCAUCAUGGAACCAGUAAUCAGUAGAUAUGGUUCUCAUGAUCGACUUCCUGAACGUCAAGAAGCACUUCUCGGAAAGGGCCAUCGAGCGGAGGCGGCGGCCAGGCAGGGGCGGCGCACUGCGGGCGACGACAGGGGCAGGCGGUCAGCUGGCCAGGGCUAGGCGCGGCGAGCGCCCCGCGCCCCGUGGCCAGGCGCGGCGAGCGGCAGGCCUCGGCGAGCGGCAGGCGGCCCGCGGCCCGCACCCCGCGGUCAGGCGCGGCGCGCGGCACGGCAGCGGUGCUGCAGGGCCUACAGCUGCACCGAGGCACCGAGCAGUGCGCUUGCAUAGCAGGAGAGCUGGAGUUUGGAGAGGCAGAGGCAAGAAAUUAGGCACUGCUGAAACUAGAUUUCAGAAUGUCAAAAAGAACUAUACAAUCAUACUUUUCAAGUUCAAGUGCUUCAACUCCACACACUAAUGAGAGCACAUCUGAACCAAAGAAAUCUAAGAAAUCUAGAGUGGAGUUUAGUCAUUCAGAUUUAAUUGGGGACCCUGGAAAGCGCAAACCAAUUGAUGAUUAUCAGCUUGAAAUUACAGAUCAAGGAAAGAGGGCAUAUGCUUUGAAUGGACCAACUCAACCUCGUGAUAUCAUAUUUCCUCGUAAAUGGAUGAGUGGUGAAUUUAGAUCUUUUCAGAAGACUUGGUUUGAUGAAUUUGAUUGGCUAGAGUAUAGUGAGUACAAAGGUGCAGCUUAUUGCUUGUAUUGCUAUCUCUUCUUUAAUUCGUCAAAGCCUGAAAAAUUUGGUAGUUCGGUCUUUGCACAUCAAGGUUAUGUGAAUUGGAAGAAAGCUAAGGAUACUUUUAAUAAGCACAAUGUUUGCAAGACUCAUGUAGAAGCUAGGCAAAAGUGUGAAGACUUUAUGAACCAAAGGACAAAUGUGGGUAGAAAAUUAGUUCAAGUGGGUAAGGAGGAAGAAAAACGCUGAGAUUCGUUUGACAACUUCUUUAGAUGUUGCAAGAUUUCUCAUAAUGCAAGGGGAUGCUUUCCGUGGACAUGAUGAGUCUUCUACUUCGCUUAACAAGGGUACAUUUAGAGAAAUGGUUGAUUGGUACAAAGAUAAGGUUGAGAUAGUGAAGGCGACAUAUGAAAAAGGUUACAAAAAUUGCCAAAUGUUAUCUCCUUAUGUGCAGAAAGAUCUUCAGCAUGUUGAGAGUUGUACAGCAUGCAGGUUUGUGAAUGAUGAAGGGAAAGUGAUGGAGAGAUUUCUUGGACUUCAGCAUGUUGAGAGUUGUACAACUAUUGCAUUGAAAGAAGCUUUGGUCCGUAUGCUUUCAAAGUCGUAAGUUAUCAAUCUCUAUGCUUCGUGGGCAAGGGUAUGAUGGAGCUUCUAAUAUGAGAGGUGAAUUUAAUGGAAAUUGAUUCGUGAUGAGAAUCCUUAUGCUUUCUAUGUGCAUUGUUUUGCCCAUCAAUUGCAACUAGUGGUUGUUUCUGUCUCAACUUCUAGUGCAGAUAUUACAUAUUUCUUUAACUAUGUUCCUUCAAUAGUCAACACUGUGGGUGCAUCUUGUAUGAAAAAGGAUGUUUUGCUUGCAAAGCAUCAUGAUGUGUUGCUAGAAAAGAUUGAGAAUGGUGUGAUUAUGACCGGAAGAUGUUUAAACCAGGAAAGUGGUCUAGCUAGACCUGGAGACACCAGAUGGGGUUCACAUCUUAAAACUUUGCUUCGCAUUUUGGUGAUGUGGGAGACUAUCAUAGAUGUCCUUGAGAUAGUCAAGAAAGAUUCUGUUAAACCAGCAUGUACUGGAGGAGCUUUAGGUUUAAUUGGAAAAAUGGAGAGCUUUGAUUUUGUGUUCAUCAUGCAUUUGAUGAUAGAAUUGUUGGGCAUGACAGAUAUUUUGUCACGUGCUUUGCAAAGGAAAGACCAAGACAUAGUUGAAGCUAUACAUUUGAUAACGGAUGUGAAAGAUAGCUUGCAGGAUAUAAGAGAAAAUGGAUGGGAGCCCUUACUCAAAAAAGUGAAAACUUUCUGUGAGAAGAAUGAGAUUGAAGUGCCGGAUAUGGAUGAGGAAAUAAAUAUCAGAGGGACAUCUAGACGUAGGAAGCAAAAGGUAACAAACAUGCAUUACUAUCAUGUUGAGAUUUUUCUUGUCGCCAUUGAUGCCAUCUUGACUGAGUUGAACCAUCGAUUUAGUGAAAUCAGUUCAGAGUUAUUAGUAUGUAUGGCUUGUUUUAACCCAAGAAACUCCUUCUCUAAUUUCAAUGUGGAUAAACUUAUGAGACUUGCUGAAAUUUAUGCUGACGAUUUUGAUAUUGGUGAGCUUGCUCUUUUGCCAAAUCAACUUAAAUCCUUCGUCAACCGUGCUAGAAGAACUCAAGAGUUCCUUGGAUGUUCUGAACUUGGAAAAGUUGCUGAAAUUAUGGUAAAGACUACGAUGAACACAUCUUAUCAAUUGGUUUAUCGUCUCAUUGAGCUAACCUUGAUACUACCAGUGGCAACUGCUUCAGUAGAGAGGAUAUUUUCAGCCAUGUCCCUUAUAAAGACAGAUUUGCGUAGUAAAAUGGGUGAUGAAUGGUUCAAUGACUUGAUGAUAUGAUAUAAUGAGAAGGAGAUAUUUAGAAAGAUUGAAAAUGAAAAGAUCAAAAAGAGGUUUGAAGAGAUGAAAAACCGUCGUAUGUUAAUGCCUAAAAAUUUGAUGAUUGCUUCUUCGGAUGAAUAAUGGGUGUCACCGUCACGCCCGUCGUCUAUUAGUCUCGUACUUUGGCUUUUCGUUAAAUUUCAUGAACCAUGCAUAUUGCAGACCAAUCUCUAAGGACUGGAUGUGCAGUACAGAUAGAACCUGGCAUAUAUAUUCAGUUUAUCGAUAUGGUUGUGGUAUGUUGGCACCCCGCAAAUAUUGCAGGUGUACUAUGUUUUGAAUUCGCAUGCAAUGAAUAUGCCUUCCCAGUGUUGGACAUGCUAUAAGAAUGUAUGAAUCCUCGAGUUCAGGAGACGAGGUUAAUGGGGUCAAUGAUUUGGAUAAUGAAUUCAACUUUGUGCAAGCAAAUGACCAGGAUUCUCACUAUUAAACCAUGAAAUAUGAAUUAUAUAUAUUUAUUUUGUGCAAGCAUCUAUUAAUAGUCUUCUUAAUAGUGUAAAUGUUCAGGUGUAGGUUGCCUAGAGAAGGAUUAGCUCUGCAAAUUAUCGUUGGUAGGCCAAAGUAUGGAUAGUGUGAAGCCACUGAGCAGAGAAUUGAGCAAUUCGUUCGAUACCUUAUGGUUUUUGGUGGCGUCGAGAUUAGGCUGGCUCAGAAUGGUGGUACUGAAACCAGCUUGACAGAUUGGAAAGACCUCCCCAUUGAGCUGCACGAUUUUGUCAAUAGUCGGAGAUGAUAGGAUGGUCAUCAUGGUCUCCAGUGUAUGCAAGUCGGAGAUGAUAGGAUGGUCAUCAUGGUCUCCAGUGUAUGCACAGGAUGGUGCGAUGUGUGAGGCGAGAGGUUGUUUCUGCUCGUGUACACGUCGUAACAAAUUUACACGUCAUAACAAAGUGGAAAUCGUCGCUAGCAAAACAUUUAUGGGUAUAUUGAUUUGAUGUCACUAGAGAAAUGUUUUAGGCAA